This is a messenger RNA of Hypanus sabinus (Atlantic stingray), 5483 nucleotides long. RefSeq names its product lon peptidase 1, mitochondrial (gene lonp1). Gene Ontology annotation, biological process: protein catabolic process; mitochondrion organization; chaperone-mediated protein complex assembly. The transcript has 18 exons. The coding region runs from base 15 to 2918 and encodes 967 amino acids. Gene Ontology annotation, molecular function: single-stranded DNA binding; ATP hydrolysis activity; ATP-dependent peptidase activity. Gene Ontology annotation, cellular component: mitochondrial matrix. The record is from RefSeq and is a predicted model, not a curated record. Lineage: Eukaryota; Metazoa; Chordata; Chondrichthyes; Myliobatiformes; Dasyatidae.
AAUGAGCGUCCAAGAUGUCAGCGUACAUGCGGCUCAAGUCACUGAGUCGCCUGUUCACUGGAGGCGGUAGGUUUCGCUGUCCUUCUUCCACUGCGGUCCCCAGCCAUGCUGCGGUUGGCAAUAAACCUGGGGCAACUGCUGCCGCUUGUUUAAUAAAGCGGUUGCACUCAGGUGCGCCUGAGCGUUUGCUGGGCUGCAGUCAGUGCUGGUCGGUAACCAGGGUGACCAGUGCGGCCUGCGGCAGUGGCAUCGCUCCUGGUACUCGUUUCCAGCAGACUCGAAGCUUCCAGGAUUUCAGUGAGAGGAGCGGAGGUAAUUCGAUUCACUCCGGGGAUGAUGGUGUGGAAGGUGGAGCGGGAGAUGGUGAGGAAGGAGCUGCAGGUAUGGCUCCUGCCAUGACAGCGCUGUCUCCCAUGAUCGUGCCAGAUGUUUUCCCCAAUGUUCCCUUGAUCGCAGUCACCAGGAAUCCAGUGUUUCCCAGAUUUAUUAAAAUUAUCGAGGUCAAAAAUAAAAAGUUGAUGGAACUGCUUCGAAGGAAAGUGCGUUUGGCUCUGCCAUAUGCAGGAGUAUUUCUUAAAAAAGAUGACAACAAUGAAUCUGAUGUAGUUGAAAGUUUGGGUGAUGUUUACCAAACGGGAACAUUCGUUCAGAUCCAUGAGAUGCAGGAUUUGGGAGACAGACUGCGCAUGAUUGUAAUGGGACAUAGAAGAAUCCAGUUAACCAAGCAGCUGGAAGUAGAGGCUGAUGAAUCAGUACCUGGGGAAUUUGAGCAGAAUCAACCAACUCAGGAGAAGCAAAAGCCUGACAGAAUAGAUAGAACCAAUGGCCAAAGUUCAGAGAUGUCCUUAAAUACGGAAUCACAUCUACCCCCAAUGGGUGAAGUUCUAAUGGUAGAGGUGGAAAAUGUUUCCCAUGAAGAUUUUCAGGUUACUGAAGAGGUCAAAGCACUUACAGCAGAAGUUGUGAAAACUAUACGUGAUAUCAUUGCCCUGAAUCCACUCUACAGAGAAUCAGUACUUCAGAUGAUGCAGGCAGGACAAAGGGUAGUGGACAACCCAAUUUAUUUAAGUGACAUGGGAGCCGCUCUCACAGGUGCAGAAUCACAUGAACUACAAGAAGUUCUGGAGGAGACCAACAUUCCAAAGCGACUCUAUAAGGCAUUGUCUCUGUUGAAAAAAGAGUUUGAAUUGAGCAAGCUUCAGCAGCGUCUUGGGAGAGAGGUCGAAGAGAAAAUCAAGCAGACUCAUCGUAAGUACUUGCUUCAAGAGCAGCUCAAGAUUAUUAAAAAGGAGCUGGGGCUGGAGAAGGAAGAUAAAGAUGCCAUUGAGGAGAAGUUUCGAGAAAGGCUGAAGGAAUUGGUUGUUCCAAAGCAUGUCAUGGAGGUUAUUGAUGAAGAACUGAACAAACUCAACUUGCUUGAUAAUCAUUCCUCUGAGUUCAAUGUAACUCGAAAUUACUUGGACUGGCUGACAACAAUGCCUUGGGGAAAAUGCAGUGAGGAAAAUGUGGAUCUGAAACGAGCACAGGAGGUGCUGGAAGAAGAUCAUUAUGGCAUGGAAGAGGUCAAAAAACGCAUCCUGGAAUUUAUUGCAGUUAGCCAACUACGUGGAACUACUCAAGGGAAGAUUCUGUGCUUCUAUGGACCUCCUGGUGUUGGCAAAACCAGCAUUGCUCGAUCUAUAGCAAGAGCAUUGAAUAGAGAAUAUUUCCGAUUCAGUGUUGGAGGAAUGACUGAUGUAGCGGAAAUCAAGGGUCACAGGAGGACAUAUGUUGGAGCAAUGCCUGGAAAAAUCAUUCAGUGUCUAAAGAAAACAAAAACUGAAAAUCCAUUGGUUCUUAUCGAUGAGAUUGAUAAAAUUGGUCGUGGUUAUCAAGGGGAUCCAUCUUCAGCUCUCCUGGAACUUCUUGAUCCAGAACAGAAUUUUAACUUUUUGGACCAUUAUCUUGAUGUGCCAGUCGACUUAUCAAAGGUACUUUUUAUCUGCACUGCUAAUGUGACUGAAACAAUUCCUGAACCUCUCCGGGAUCGAAUGGAGAUGAUUAAUGUUUCUGGUUAUGUAGCGCAGGAGAAACUUGCAAUUGCUGAGCGUUAUCUAGUUCCCCAAGCAAUGAAUAGCUGUGGCCUGGAUAAAGACAAGGCACAAAUCACACCUGAAGCACUAACUAUUCUAAUCAAACAGUACUGCAGGGAAAGUGGGGUUCGCAAUCUGCAAAAGCAGGUGGAAAAGGUAUUCCGCAAGGCUGCAUAUAAAAUUGUACAUAAAGAAACUGACAGGGUAGUGGCAACGCCAGAGAACCUCCAUGAUUUUGUUGGAAAACCUAUAUUCACAGUGGACCGAAUGUAUGAUGUCACUCCAUCAGGAGUUGUAAUGGGUUUAGCCUGGACAGCUAUGGGUGGUUCAACUCUCUUCAUUGAAACUUCCCUUCGUCGACCAAGAGAUAAAGAAAGUAAAGAUGGUUCUCUUGAAGUGACUGGUCAGCUGGGAGAUGUGAUGAAGGAAAGUGCAAAAAUUGCCUAUACAUUUUCCAGGGCCUUUCUCAUGCAGAAAGAUCCUACUAAUGAUUUCCUGACUCACUCGCAUAUUCAUCUCCAUGUGCCUGAAGGUGCAACACCCAAGGAUGGUCCAAGUGCAGGCUGUACAAUUGUAACUGCGUUGCUUUCUCUGGCAAUGGAUCAACCUGCAAGGCAAAAUUUAGCCAUGACUGGUGAAGUGUCAUUAACUGGAAAAAUCCUGCCUGUUGGUGGAAUUAAGGAGAAAACCAUUGCUGCAAGACGAGCUGGUGUAAACUGCGUCAUUUUACCAAUGGAAAACAAAAAGGAUUUUUUUGAUCUACCGAAGUUUAUUACAGAGGGCCUGGAGGUGCAUUUUGCUGAACAUUACCAGGAUGUGUAUAAUACAGCCUUUCCAAAUAAAUAAGAUUACUGACCACAGAACAAAUGAUUGAACUGAUCACAAGGUAUUUCUAUAAAUUGCCCUUUUGCAGAAAAACAAUCAGAUGUUAUGUGGUCCAUAACACCACUGGAAGACUUAAAGCAACAAAGCAAAUUGAGUGUGAGGAAAAAUGUACUCAUUUACUAAAGUAUUGUAUCAUAUCUUGGCAUUAAUAAUUUUGUUAAGAAAUUAUUUUAAUAAAUGUACUAGAAUUAUUCAAUUUUGAUAUUAUAGAAUCCUGGAGCAAUUGGAAUCAGUAGAUUAUGAAUAAAUCCUGUAUGAUAGCUACAUAUAUUAGGAAAGCUUCAUAUUAUCUCUAGUUUUUACUAAGUUUAUGUUUUACACUUGGCACAAUUUGAUGAUUGAGAAAAUGUCAACAGGAUACUUAUCUCCAGAGAUGUACAAGUUCUGCUUUGUGUAAGUGAAAUCUGGUCUGUGAUGACUUCUAGUCAAAUUGUUUUUUGAUAUUCACUGAUCAUUUGAGUUGAGGUGCCUGGCAUCUAUGCUCCAUGUCCAGAUAUGAAUUGAUACAUUCAGAAUGGUCUAUUUUAAUUAACUUUUCCGGUUAGUGACAAAUGUGCGUUCUGCAAUGAUGCUGGAAUCAUAAAAUCCCCUCCGCAUUUCCCAGUGAAUCUGUGCUUGAGAAUAAGACACAUUGGAACAGUUGUACUGUUUCAGUAACUUGCUUUGCAUUCAUUAACUUAUUUGGGCAACCACACCCUUUGAUAUUCUAUUAGUUAGCCUUUGAUUCUCUUCUUCAGUUGAAUACAAACUGGAUUGAUUUUAUCAAUCGUUACCUGCAACUGCCUCAGCUGUAGUUAUAGCUAUAAUUAUGUCAGUUUUAUAAAAAGCAAACUGGGAUCUGUUUUCAGUCUGGCAUCUGAAAAUGUAUACUCCACUUAAGAGAAGGGAGUAUUAGUUGGUAGAAUAAUUAGUUUCAGCUGCUACCAAUACUUUUUUUUAUUGUGCUAGGGAACUUGAUGCUUCAAUUUUAACCAAACAGUUGGGAAUAUUUUUGUUUUAAUAAUCAGUUUUUAGUAUAUUACUCGUCUGUGAAAUUACUGAUUUAUAGAUUCCAACUGAAAGUAAGUGAGUUUUGCUGCUGAAUCUGAUUCAGAUUUAUUUCUCACACGUGCAUCAAAAAAAAUUUAAAUGUGCUGUUUGUAUUAGGAAGCAACACUUAUGGGCUGGGGCAGCCUGUAAGCAUUGCCACACAUUCUGGUGCCAACAUUAGCAUGUCUGUGAUGUUCAACACAACACACAAGCAGCAACAGAACAAAAGGUGUUUUCCCAUCCUCACAGGCCUCUAAUCCCAGGAUAGGCCCCCUCCUGCCUCUCAAACUCGCAGAUUAACCCUUCUGUAGGGGUUUCGCUCAUGUCUGUCCCAGUUUGUAAGGACAUAUUCAGCCUUAAUAAUCAGGUUGGAUGGAGCAUUGGAGAUGUGCCUUUAUUUAAAUGAUCAUGGUUACAGCAUUGAAGGAAGCUGUUUGCCAUGUCAAGGUUCUUGCAUUUUCUUUCGGGAUAGCUUCCAUCUCUAUUGAAAGCCUACAAUUCGCUAUCUCUACUGCCCUUGGAAGUAUAUGCUAGAUCCAUUUGCUGUAUUUUUUUUCUAAAUGUGUAUUCCUUUUGACGAUCACAUUAUUUAGUAUCAUUUAAGUCUUGAUACAGCCAUUUGUUUUUGUCUGCACGCCAUAUUAAAGAUUCACCACUUGUGGAGUAAUUAGUACAAGUUGCAGCUCAAGGAAUUUCAGAGUUCAAUUCUGGUGCUCUCAUAAGUUCUCCCCUUAAAUUGGGUGAGUUUCCUCCAGGUGCUCUGGUUUCCUCCCACUGUUUAAAAGACAUACCGGCCUGGUUUAUAGCACAGGCACGUGCUUUUUCUCUGCUCUACUCUGGGAUCAUAGCUCAGGCUUUUUCCUUAUACUUUUAUCAUCCCUUCUCAAACUUUUUUUAAACUUUGGGUUAUACUUUACCUAUCUUAAAUCAUUUGUCAUCUCUUAAGCUGUUCUCCAACUGGGCCUGGCUUGUUUUUCAAAAUCAAAUCCAAUAAAGGUACCAUCCAUCAUAUAUUAAAUGUACUUCACCACAAAUGCAUUGUGAUUCUGAUCUAAUUGCAAAGUUCCUCUAAAAAGCAGGGUCUCCCAGUGACCACACAUUUUAAUUCUACAUCCCAUUCUGCUACAUCUAUCCAUGGCCUCCUCUACUGUCAAGAUGAAGCCACACUGAGGUUGGAGGAACACCACCUUAUAUACCAGCUGGGUAGCCUUCAACCUGAUGGCACAAACAUUGACUUCUCUAACUUCUGUUAAUUCCCCUCCUCACCCCAUCCCUGACAUUUAGUUGUUUUUUCUCUCUCUGCCCAUUCUCCAUCUCCCUCUGGUGCUCCCCUCCCCUUUUCUUUCUCUCUAGGCCUCCCAUCCCAUGAUCCUUUCCCUUCUCCAGCUGUGUAUCACUUUAGCCAAUCACCUUUCCAGCUCUUAGCUUCAUCCCACCCCUUCUGGUCUUCUGCUAUCGUUUCACAUUUCCCCCUCCCCCACUACUUUCAAAUCUCUU